AAAGAGUGGUUCGGAGUGAUUUCGCUAAAACUGCGAUUCAAGAGAAGAGCAUGCCGCUGAAUCGCAAUACGACAAAAGAUUAUUACACCACAUAGUCGUUCGAUCGUUCGGGCAUCGUUGUUGUCAGCGCGAUAUUAAUUAAGUAAUUGCAAAGUGCGAAGAACUAGGAACAGGAAAAUGGGGAAACUCGGCUUACUUGUGUCUCUAAUGAUUUGCUGUUUCCUCGUGAGAACCGAAGGCUAUCGCAUUUUGGGAAUAUUUCCUUUUUGCUCGAAAAGUCAUCAGAUGAUGUUCGAUGCUUUGUCAAAAGGGCUCGCUCGGCGGGGGCAUCAGUUGGAAAUAGUGACUUGUUUUCCGCCGAAAAAACCGAUAGCCAAUUUUACGGUUCUCAUGAACGUCGAAAACAGUCAAACUCCUCUAGUGAACAGUUGGACCGUCGACCUGGCGUUGAACGUUGGUAGCGAUACUCUCAAAGCUAUUAUCGAAGUGUAUGGGAAUGACUUGUGCCAUUUAAUGGGUCGGGAAGAGAUGCAACGAAUCAUCAAAAAUCCACCGAAAGAUCCUCCUUACGAUCUCAUUAUCGUUGAAGCUUUCGGAGCAAACUGUUUCAUCGGGCUGGGUGCACUGUUCAAUGUGCCGGUCAUAUUCGCUAGCACGACCAUCGAAAUGCCAUGGAUCAAUCGAGCCAUAGGUAAUCCAUCGAACCUCGCUUAUUUCCCGUCAUUCUUCGCGGACUUUAGACAUCCGCUAACUUUUUGGGAGCGCGUUAAAAACGUCGUUCACGAUGCCAUAAUAAUGUAUCGUUAUAACGCGAUGGCCGGUGAUGUACAAACUCAGCUGAUGAGAAAGUAUCUCCAUCCGGACAUUCCCCAUAUACGUGAACUCGAAAAAAAAGUUACGUUAGCUUUGAUAAACUCGUUUUACACACUGUCUGGUGUCCGAGGGACGACAACGGGCCUCAUCGAGGUCGGCGGCUUGCACGUUGAGGACAAUGAUACCGAAUUGUCGAAGGAUCUGAAAAAGUGGCUGGAUGAGAGUAAACACGGGGUGGUUUACUUCACCCUUGGCUCCAUGGUGAACAUAGAAACGAUGCCCGAUGACGUUAUAAAAGGUUUGUACAAUUCUUUUGAGAAAAUCGCUCCGAUCAAGGUGCUUAUGAAAAUCGCCAACAAGGAUAAGCUUCUUCCUGGACAACCGAAAAAUUUGAUCACUUCUUCUUGGAUCCCUCAGGUACAAGUACUGGCCCAUAAAAAUACCAAACUGUUCAUUACACAUGGUGGAUUAAUGAGCACUCAAGAGUCCCUUUAUCAUGCUGUACCUCUCAUCGGCAUUCCUCUCUUUGGUGAUCAACAUCUGAACUUGAAGCACUACGAGGGCAAAGGCAUGGCUGUUAUAUUGAACUUCAAUAACAUUAAUGAGCAAACGAUGUCGGCUGCUCUCGACAAAGUACUAAAUGAUCCGAGCUACCGAAAUGCUGCUGAAAAACAAUCCGCGCGCUUCCGCGAUCGACCAAUGAGCGCUAUGGAAACGGCAACUUUUUGGGUCGAAUACAUCAUCAGGAAUGGCCCGGACGCAGUCAAAUCCCCUGCUGCGGAUUUGACUUGGUGGCAAAUUGAACUCUUGGAUGUUUACGGCUUUUUAAUCGCUAGCGCGAUUAUAUUGAUAUACAUCGGUAUAUUUAUGUUUAAAUUGAUCUUCAACAUAAUUUCCGGAAUGCUUUCAACCAAUAACCAUCAAAACAACUUGACGAAUGGAAAGAAGCGCGAUUAGCCGAUUAAUCCACGAGGCUUGGUUUGACUAACACGUUUUAUUUUACAUAUAUAAGUGAAUAUUUUUAUACGAUUUUUUUACAUCUGGAUGAAAAACGACUCAGUUGUUAUCGAUAUCACAUAUCGUCGGUCCAAGCUACGGAAAAAAUCGGCUUAAGGCGAAACAUUGAAUACAUAAAACUUGAAUAUCACGAAUAAAAAUAAAAAGGCGUGUAUUUUGGAAAACUGGUAAGACCGGAUAACGUGAAAUCACUUAAUAUUCGUAAAAAAAUAAAAUCUAUAAUAAAAGUUGAAUAAUUAGAUUAUAUCGUACGAUCCCAAACGAUGUAUUUAAAAUAUACACAUCCAAUGUAGCUCAAUAAAGCCACAAUGAAUUUUCAAGAGAA
Venturia canescens is the source of this 2155-nucleotide messenger RNA. Its product is annotated as UDP-glycosyltransferase UGT5-like. NCBI's taxonomy places the organism in Eukaryota, Metazoa, Arthropoda, Insecta, Hymenoptera, Ichneumonidae. The transcript is spliced from 5 exons. The record is from RefSeq and is a predicted model, not a curated record. The coding region runs from base 178 to 1770 and encodes 530 amino acids. Gene Ontology annotation, molecular function: UDP-glycosyltransferase activity.